This is a messenger RNA of Colletotrichum chrysophilum, 1839 nucleotides long. RefSeq lists its product as uncharacterized. The transcript has 2 exons. Bases 1 to 1839 code for a protein of 612 amino acids. NCBI's taxonomy places the organism in Eukaryota, Fungi, Ascomycota, Sordariomycetes, Glomerellales, Glomerellaceae. The record is from RefSeq and is a predicted model, not a curated record.
AUGGCCACCCAGAUCGAGGCGAGGUCUCUGGCCUCGCUCAACUACCUGGCCGCCAACCCGCCCCAAUACCCUCACAACCCAGCCGGCGAGCGCCAGGAACCGUUAACUCUCUACAUUUCACGCGUGCCGGGAACCAGAGACGUGAUUCUCACCACGUCAAAACCACACCUCAAAAACGUCACCAGCGAAGACGUCGCAAACUCCUUCUACUACAUCCACCUCGAGCUUCCCGGAGAGGGAAACCGACCGUACGAGGUCGGCCACCAGCAGCCUCAACAACACCUCCGCAACCCAGACACGCCCAGGUCCAGCAUCGACAGCACCCGCAGCGCCAACCAGAUCCGCCGCAAACCCCUGCCCUCCACCGCAAAAGUCCCCUCGCCACCUGCCGAGCCCGCCCGAUCCUACCCCCUCCCCGGAUCCCACCCCGCCGCCGGCGGCUACGGCACCGCCUACGACCACUUCCGCCCCGAUGACCUCCCCGACGCCCGCCCGGAUCUGCCUCCGCGGCCCCUGUCCUACUCACCCCCGGCCCCGGUCCGCAAACCCGUCGGCCCCCGAGCCAUCCCGACCCCGGCCCCGGAUCACCACGACGUCCUCUACCCCUCAGACGCCUUCCGCCCAUCGCCGUCGGGGUCACCCUCGCGCAUGCCGCAGGAGCCAUCCUACCGCUCGACCUCGCGCCAGUCGACAUCGACGCCUCACCAGCACCACGUCCGCCAGCUCUCCCGCUCCCCCUCCCCGAACCGCUUCCACAACACCACCGCCGUGCCCUUCACCCUCUCCCUCAUCCGCCGCGACCCGAGCACCGGCAACCAGUGGAACAUUGGCCGCGUCUCCUCCCACCAGCUCGAGGACUCGGGCGAGGACUACGAGUACUUCUCCUUCGACUCCGCCGGCCUCUCCGCCCAUGACCGCCGCCGCGCCAACGCCCCCCAGCCCCCCAUCAGCAUCCGCCUCGAGUCGUCCGGCUACGCAAAAUUCCGCCACAUGCCCCUCCGCCAGAGCCUCGACAUGCCCCGCGCCUCCACCUCCUCCGUCGCGCCUCCGCCCUUCGCCAACUCGGAGGAUGCCCUCAACUGGCAUGCCCAGCAGCAGAUGCUACAGCAGCAGAUGCAGAUGCAACAGCCCCCCUCCGAAGGCGGCUUCAACAGGCAGGUCGUGAUGGCCUACGCGAAAUCCUGGACGACCAACAUCCGUGAAAAGUUCAACUCGCGCUCGCGGUCGAGCAGCGUCGUCGACGAGCCAUAUGGCAGCCCCCCGCCCCCGCGCUCGAACCGCCACUCGCGCCAGCUGAGCGCGCACUCCACGGGCUCCAUGUCCUCCAACGGCAGCGACUCGGGCCCCAUCAUCACCCAGCCGGGCCACGGCCUGCGGCCCCGCGGCUACGUGUUCGUGUCGCCGUGGGACGGCCGCUGCGAGUUCCGCACGGGCAACGCCGGCCGCAGCGUCAAGUGCCGCCACGUCCUCCCCAGCGCCGGCGGCGGCCAAAGCAACCCGCUCGCGCCCUCGGGCACGUCCAACUCGGCGCCCGUCAGCGAGCUGCGCUUCAAUCUGCCGACGACGGAGCUGUUCAAGCAGGAGGGCAAGCGGGAGCAGCUCAGCGGCCACUUUAGCAAGCUGCUCAACAUUGGCAAGCCCGGCGAGUACAGCGACGACGAGGACGUGCCUAGUCCGUUCGACCUCCGGCUCGGGCGGGAGAAGGCGGGCGGUGGCAACCGCGGAAAGAGGGCCAAGCUGGGCAAGCUGAUUGUUUAUCCGGAAGGGAUAAAGAUGCUGGAUCUCGUCAUUGCCGCCAAUAUGGGUAUCUGGUGGGGAGCGUGGGAAAAGAGUUUCUAG